UAUUAAUUAAUUUUAACUCAAUAAAUAGUAUCGUGAUAAAAAAUCUCCAUAUUCUGUAUUCCCCCUAUGGGUUGCAUAAAUUUCGUUAUUCAUGAAUUAAGAAUUGUGUCUUUUUCUUUCGUAAGCGUUUUAAAAAAUCUGAAUUCAGUAUCAUCAAUAAAAGUAUAAUAUUGUUUAUUUGAGCAAAGUUUAUUUAAAUUGAUUUGAGGGGAAAGAAAGUUAUUAAAUAUGUAUAAAAUCGUGUUAAAAGUACUUCAGAGUACGACUGAACGAAUAGAAAAACUUGUUUUUAUAAAUCCGAGUUUACUCUAGAUUAUUGACGUAAUUUCUUUACGUUCUUUGUCAGAGUUCUCUGCUAACGAAACUUCGCACAUUGUUGUAUUUACAUAAAAUAUUCGUACUUUCUAUCAAAUUAUCACAUCAUGUAAAAUUAUUGUGUUCAAUUACAUUAUUGAAAUUUUAAUCCGCUCGCACAUUGCAACGUGAAGUACUUGAGAUAUAUUGGCAGUAAAUGUAAAUGUAGUUUCAGAAAGGUUAUCAGUCUCGACGAAUGGCGUUUUAAUUUAAUGCCAGACGUGCUGUCACAUAUUGUACUAAACGAUUAUUUCAUCUGACAUUGGAGUGCAUUAUUUGUCACUUGAUGUGAGACUUUGUUUUUCCAUGAGUCAAAAACAGUUUUCAUCGACAAUGCGAACUCCUAUUGAUUACAUGCACGUGUAAAAGUUUAAUUACAAGUGGUUGCAAAUUAACUUGUUCAAGCAUUCUCCAUAAACUUGUGUGGGAUUUUUGAACAUUUGUAUGUCCUAUCAUAGUCAAACCAAAUUCCUAAGGAAAGUAUUAUCUGGCUGCUAAUUGUAUCUACAGUAAACAAUGGAACAGGAUAAUAGCCACGAUCAUAAUAUGUGCUGCAAUGUAAAUAACACUAUCGGUGUUCGGCAAUCAUUUAAUGAAAUGGAAUUCGAACGCGGUAUAUGGUAUGCGGCGCAGUAUAACGAUUUGGAUCGUGUGGAGGCGUUAUUGAGGAAAGGCGUUUCGGUUAAUGCGGAGGAUUCAGCCGGAUACACGGCGUUGCACUAUGCAGCUCGAAACGGACAUUACGAAAUUUGCAAAAUACUUUUGGAAAAUAAUGCACAGGCGAAUGCACAGACGCGUUGCGGACAAGCCGCCGCGCUGCACAGGGCAGCUGUACAAAAUCAUCCUGACGUCGUUGAACUUCUGUUGAAGUACGGCGCAAAUCCUAAUUUGAAAGAUGCAGACGGUUACACUGCUUUACAUAAGGCACUUACGGCUCGUUCGAUAUCCGUCUGCAAACUGCUAAUACCGCGCACGAAUUUAUCAUUGUUUAAUAGCAAACAGAAUAUAGAACGUUUCGCGCAAGAAAAAUGUCCCGACAUCCUACCAUUUUUAUCAACGUACAUAAAUAAAGAAGAAAAUGCGGUUGGUUAAUAAGAAUAAUUCACAUAGUGUGUAAUAAAUUGAACACAUGGACAAAUAUAGUAAGCAAAACAGAAUUAUUUUAUCUAUUA
Messenger RNA from Ceratina calcarata, 1526 nucleotides. RefSeq names its product ankyrin repeat domain-containing protein 39. The transcript is spliced from 3 exons. Lineage: Eukaryota; Metazoa; Arthropoda; Insecta; Hymenoptera; Apidae. Gene Ontology annotation, molecular function: protein binding. The record is from RefSeq and is a predicted model, not a curated record. Bases 871 to 1446 code for a protein of 191 amino acids.